CUCGGGUCGCGGCGAAACACGCCGGUUUAAAAUAACAUUCUCAAUACUUUUUUUUUUUUUUUAUUUAAAGAAAAAAAAAUUAAUAUUUAUAAAUUUAUUAUAAAAUAACAUUUAUGUUUUUAAAAAUAACAUAAAAAAAUUUUACGCUAUUGGAUAAAAGUUAUGUUACAUAAUUAACUGUGUCAUAUUUUUUUCAUUUUGUGAUAAUUGUGCAAAGAGUGAUAUUCAAUUGUGAUUCGUGUCAGACGUGACUUCAAUACAAAAAAAUAAUAUAAUCAGUCACUCGAUUGUUUUUGAGUGUAAAUAGUGGUAUUUUUAUUAUUAUUGUUAUUUUUAUUUAUUUCUUAUUGCUUGUAAAAUGAGCCGAGUUUCACACGGUGGUUUGGAGGUGGAGAGAUAUAUUGGAAGUUGUUUAAUAUCGUCAACCGUUAGGCCAAAUUUACAAAAGACAUCAAUAACAACAAAAAAACAAGAACAAUCACAAUUAAUAGGACAACGAAAUAAUAAUUCAAAAUGUUAUUCACCUAAUAAUUAUUCGUCUGGCCCAGAUCAGUGUCAGUAUAAUAGUAAUAACAAUAAUAAUAAUUGGACAGUUUCAAUGACAUCUAGUCCACGAAGAAAUAAUCAGCGUUUAUCACCACCACCUUGUCAGCAAUUACAACAACAACAACAACAACAACAUUUACCUAUUGACCAGUCUCAACAACAAUCACAACAGCAACACUUGCAAAAUCGUAGUCCUUUAUCAAGACUUGCUAUUCAUACACAAGGUGCACCUCUUAUUGUAACUGGGCGUUAUCAAAAUCGUGGAAAAAUUCAAAAUUGUAAUAAUAUUGUAAAUAGUAGUGUUAAUGUUAAUAAUUUUUGCAAUAUUAAUAAUAACAUUGGUACAACAAUGUCAAUUGGUAGGUGUAUGCCUCAACGUGGUGCUCAAAAACCAAUUGAUACAUCACGUAAAUUUCAACAACAAAUCCAACAACAACAACAACAUCAAAGUCAAAUUCAAAAUCAACAAUUAAAUUGUAAAAAUGAUUGUCAAACAUCAAAAGCAGACAAUACAUCAAUAACAAAUGUUGCAAAUAUUGAUUCAUUGAGUAUUGCUAGUGAUGAAAGUUCAAAUAAUUCAGAAAAUAGUUUACCAAGAAUAAUAAAACCACGUAAACGUAGAAAGAAAGAUAGAAAACCAACAAAUACAAUAUUAAAUGAAACAACAAAACAAGAUGAUCAAAUAAUAACAACAAAUUCAGAUCAAUUAAAUAGUGUUACAAUAAAACCAUAUGUAACAACAGUUAAUUAUGAUACACGUUAUGAUUCUGCUGUACAUCGUUCACACAGACGACCACCAGUUGGAAGAGAAAGUUACAAUAGGAUACAAACAUCACCGUCAAUGCAAGAGAUUGUCGACACGAGGCAAAGAUUUGCACAUCGACACGUGCAAGUGAAAGUGCUUGAUGACAACCGUAAUAUUAUUGUUGAUGCACCAAUUCGCACAAUGAGUGUUGCUAAAGGCUAUCGUAAUUAUCAUCAUCCUAAUCAUCUUGUCAAUAAUACAGGAAAUCGUAUUAAUAAUAAUAAUAACAAUAAUAGUAAUAACAACAACAACAACAACAAUAAUAAUAAUAAUAAUAGUAAUAAUAAUAUUGUUAAUAUUAAUAAUGAUAAAAAUAUUUCCACAUUUCAUGUGGAUCAUUAUGAUAAUGGUUGUGAAAGAAUUGGAAUUGUUGAUGAUUCUGGUUCCUGUCAGUGUCGUUAUUGUGAUCCAUCAGGACUUAUUUGGGAUGUUGAUCAACAUGUCUAUUCUCCCUAUUUGACACCAUCACCACCACACACAUCUCAUGAAUUUAAUGGACUACAUUAUUCUCAUUUACCGUUGUUUAUGUCGCGUUCAAGUCUAGACUCCUGUCAGGAACAGGUUGAAUACUUUGACGUUGAAGAUCCUCUUCGAAUUCAUCAUCAUCAACAACAACACAAUCAUCAUCAUCAUCAUCAUCAUCAAAAUCAACACCAACAACAACAACAGCAACACCACCACCACCAACAACAACAACAGCAACGUUUGCCUUCUGGCAAUUGUCGUCAAGAACGUCUUGAACCAAAUGGUUGUAGUCUUUUGAGAAGAAGCUGGAGUGAUCCAACUAGUUAUUUCAGUGAUCAAAUUAGUACACCAAUUCGUGAUGUUGGUGUAAUUGGUGAUAGAGGUCAAACCGAUGUACCAAGAGGUAGAAGUUCUUGGCCAGGUAGUGCAUCAUCAGGUGUAUUAACAACAAGUACAAAUUUAUCCGGUCUUGGACCAACAAUUAAUUCAGAAACAUCUGUACAAAGUUUGGAGGUGUCAACUGAAAUAGUCACAUCAUUAAAUGGUCAUCGUGAUCUUGAAAUUAAAUUUUAUUCAUCAUCACCAAAUGCUGCUAAUACAGAAGAAGAAAAAUCAUUAUUCAACGAUGACAAUGAGGAUUUUAGUGACAUUUGGAGUUACCAUGAGUCAAAAUUACAACAAGACUUUCGUACAUUGUUACAAGCUGAAGAGUAGUGAAGAAAAAAAAAAUAAAAAUAAAUAAUAUUUUCCAAAAUAUUUAAUUGAAUAAGUGAGAAAGUGGAUUAUUAUAUAGUGUAUUAUAUUAACGUACGCAUGCGAUACUAGGAUGGAAGAAAAAACAUUGAUUUGUAUCAUCGAUAAAAAAAUAAAAAAUAAAAGUGAAAUUGAAAUUGAUAAUGAGAAAUUAUAAUGAGGAUGGAGAGAUAGGUUGCGAAGCGUAGAACAAGUAGACGAUGUCGAGGUUUAGUAGAAAUGACAGGGAACAAACAAACAAAGAGCCAAAAAAAAAAAAAAAAAAUGUAAUAAGACAGGUGCAAGUUGCGUGUAUGCAUAUAUGGGGAAGGCAAAUAGGUGGUAGUAGUACAACACAUGAAAUCCAGCUUUAAACUUGUAACGAUCACGAUGUUUGUGAUGGUGUAUAUAGCGAAAAGGGUCUAUAGCCUGUAACCGCGAUAACCCCCAGGAUGGUUAAACAUGUUCUGGAUCUUUCAGCUACUAGUCGAACUCUGAGACGAGCUUAAACUGAAUAGAUGAAUAAACCACAGAACAAGACAUGAUCCUGUUAAUAAUCUCAACUCGUGUUGAUACGUACAUAUUCAUUUAAAAAAAAAAAAAUAGCAAUAAAAAUAAAUAAAUAGUAAAAAAAUAAUAAACAAAAUGAUGACAUAUUUUAAACAAUAAUUUAUUAAUUAUAUUAUUUUUUUUUGAUUGCAUUUUUUUAAAUCAUAUAAAUUUUACAAAAUUAGACAUUUGAAAAAAAUUAAAAUUUAUAUUUUAAUAUGAAAAACAAGAUAUUACGGAAAUUAUUUUUUUAUUUUAAUAUGACGUAUCGCAUGCGUUUGUAAAUGUCUCAGAGUUUUUCUAUGAUAAAAUGUGGCAAUGAAGUUAUAAUUAAUCGAAACCAAAGCCUUUAGGCGCCAACAUUUAUGCUUGUAUUACCUAUCAAGCUAAAUACAAAAAAAGAAAAAAUUAAAAUGACGUUUCAAUGAGUCCUCAUUUCCUUUCUACGUUACUCGCGAUAGCUCAUCCAUUUCCGCUUGCGGCAUCACGACACCUAUUUUGCAAAACUUCUUUAUAAAACAUGUCUAGAAUUUUUUAUUUCAUUUCUUCUUUCUCGAAAAAUACUUGUUAUUAUUUAUUAAAUUCAAUUGACACAUCGAUAAGUUUAUAAAAACCUAAAAGUUCUGAGAAUUAAAUAUUAUUUUUUUUAUUUUUUUAUUUAAAAAUUUAUGUAACAAAAUAUAAUAAAGAUUUUAUUGUUUUUUUUAUUUUUUUUCAUUCUAAUAUUACUUCUCUCUGUGAAGAAUAAUUUUUUUCUUUUUUUUUUUUUUUUUGCAACUUUUAUAUUAUUCAUUGACAUGAUAACUCGGAAAGUUACAAAAGAGACAUGUGUCGCAGUGCCGACGACCUUUACUUUAUCCUAUCGUGGCACCAGCAUAUUGACGUGUUUUGUUGAACUACUAUAAUAUGCCCUCUUAAACAUUACAUUAUUUAUUUAAUUUUUAUGAUGUUUGUCAAACAAAAAAUAUGCACAUAAAUGCAACAAUAUUAGUAAUACAUUUUUUUUUUUUACUUUACUUUGAAGAUUGUCAUUGUGUAUUUUUUGAUUAUAUUUUUAUUUUUUUUAUUUUUUCUACAAGUACAUUAUUUUAUUCAUUCUAUUUUUUAUAUAAUCGAUUUUAAAUUAGUUUUCUUUGUAUUUAUUGAAUGAGUUGAUAAGUCCGGACAAUUAGAAUAUUCAAUUUAAACGAGUUACGUGUCGUAUUUCAGUUAUUGUCGAGUCUUAUCUUUGAUUGCCAAUCAAUCGAAAUAAUCGAUCGCGAUUGUGGCGUAUAAAGUUGUCGCGACGUGUUCAUGCACUUAUUGCACUUUCACCCGAUUACUGUCAAAUAGUCUACAAUUGUCAUUCUUUUAAAUUUUUUUUCUUUUGCUGUAUUUUUUUAUUUUAUUUUUUUUUUAUUGCACUGUUUUAUUAGCAGACACUUUUACUCAACACUGUAAAAUUUUCUGAAUAUUUAAAUAUCAAGAUGAAAUUAAAUCGAUUUGCAAUGGACAUUUUUGAUUUGCAUAUUCUAAUAGUUACGAAUAAAUUUAAAUUAAACAAAAUAAAUAAAAACAAUUUCAAUUGAAAAUAAAAAAUAAUAAUAAGUCUAAUUUUUCGAGAUGAUUUAAAUUUGUAUAUUUUGUACAUAUAUAAAUAAUUUAAUAUUUAUAAAUAUAUCAAUUUAAAAAAAUAUCAUUUGUUCAAUAAAUAUUACUUGAACAAAAAUUGAUUUAAAGACUGCUUAUUUAUAGCUAAAUAUUAAUAAAUUAAUUUUUUUUUUUUUUUAAAUGUCAUCAACAAAAUAUUGGCAUUAAAAUUAUUAUUUAUAAAUUACAAAAAUAAAUUCUACCACUGAUAAAUUGACAAAAUAAAAAUCGAAAGUAAUUUAAAUAAUUAUUUUAUGAUAUAUAUUUACUUGCUUGUCUACUUGUUCUUCGUUCGUUUUUACUCCAGACUCAAAUAUCAAAUGAUUAAAAAUAAUAACAAAAUCAAUAUGUGUAAAUAUAAUAAUAAAUACGUUGUCACAAUUUUACAUUUGUUUAAAAUAAUUUCAAGUGUAAAAAUAAAAAUUGAAUGAGAAAAAAAAUUGAGCAUUCGCUCAGAAAAAAUACAGUCACGUGUGCAUGUGUGUAAGUGUUGUAAUUUGUGUGAUAAAAAAGCAUCAAAAUAAAAGUCUUUGAUAACUAUUAGUACUAUCAUAAUUACUAUUUCUUUUUUUUAAAAUUUUUUUUGUUAGCCGGGGGCAAAUGCCGAUAUAGGCAGGCGUAAACGGAAAGAGAAGUUUGUCAGUUUUUUUUCUAUUUUUAUUUUUUUUCAUUCGCGUAUACACGGCAGUUGGUCUGGAUGAUUAAUGAUCAUAGUCCCGUUGACGGUCGCCACAAAAGUGAGAAAUAUUAUACUUCACACUUGUGUGUCUUGAUGUACGUGCAUACACCAAAUAGACUUUUUUUUCAGUUGAAUCAUUUACUCACACACAUGCAUACAUAUAAUAUAGAUAUUUAUAUUAAAAAAAAAAAAAAAAAACAAAAAUUCAGUUAUAUAUAUUGAAUGCAAUCACCUCAAACUGGUGAAACGUCAAUAAACGUAGUAACCAAUGUAUUCAAAAUGUUAGUGGCACAUAUACUAUCUCAAAUAUUUUUUAUUAUUUUUUUUUUUUAUUUUGAGAUUGACAAGUAAUCGAGUGGCUCCAAGAUACGUACUCACACAUUGACAUAUAUGAUUUUACAAUAUAUGGUAUAUAUGUUGUGAUGAUGAUGAUAAAAAAAUUGUACCAACGAUUCACAACUUUUUUGUGACGAACAUGGAAAAAAAUCGAUAUCCAAUCAGUCUGUAAAUGGAAAGUUGAUAGUCGUUGUUUGCUUUUUUUUUUUUUUUUUGCUAUUUUUGCGAUCAAAAUUAACUGAUAAGUGUGUAAAUAUAGAAAAUACUUAUAAUACAAACUGGAAAAUACUAUAUAUAAUAAUAAAAUUAUAAUUAUAGAGUAUUAAAAAAAAUUUUAAAAAAAGUCUGUGACUUUGAUGAUGUGAAAAAACGAGUGUAAUCAUCAGGAUAAAAUUAAUUGAAAAUUAAUUUUAAUUUUUUAUUUUUCAGUAUUUUCAAUCUUGUUUGUAAAUCGUUGUUGAUUUUAAUUAUAUGUAUUUUCUAUUGACGUAAUUUACUACGUAUUGAUCGUUGUCACAUCGAGAUA
Molecule: messenger RNA, 6267 nt
Organism: Aphidius gifuensis
Lineage: Eukaryota; Metazoa; Arthropoda; Insecta; Hymenoptera; Braconidae
Exons: 1
Coding region: 359-2530 (723 amino acids)
Source: RefSeq, a predicted model, not a curated record